AUGCUGGAGACCUUUGGAGCUCGGCCUGCUUCUUCCACGGCUGAAAAAUAUCGUCCAAAUCUCUUCAUUCUGCUUUACCCAGAAGCUGAAUAUCCUCAAUACAACGAAGAGUGCCGUAGUAUGCUUGAUCAAUAUAGUUCCAGGAAAUGUCAUCAAACGGGAAAUGUGUAUCUGGCCGCUAGGCAGAUCCGGAAUAAGCCGCCCCCCUUCCACACACACGCGGAGAGAGAGAGAGAGCGCCAUCCGCAUAGCCAGUCGCUCAGAACCGCACAGUGCACUCUUUGCCACUUCCUCGCCUUCACAUGCUUUCAAAAAAAUAUCAAGGAAGAGGCGAAGCCGUGGCUGGUAACGCGCCAGAAGGAUGCCAAGACCAGCUUCGACAGCCCAGUCAUCGGAGUGACUUCCACUAGAAACUCCCAGUCAAAUGAUGCCCGUCACGCGAAAAUUGUCUUAUGUUCGAUGGAUGCCAUUCAACAGUUGAAAGUCGUCACAAAACAGCCGGGGCAUAUACUUCGUCCCAUACAUAUCAAGAACCAGAAUCUGGGUGUGUCGACGCAGGGACUGGAGCACAACAGCCCUCUUUGA
This is a messenger RNA of Trichoderma asperellum CBS 433.97, 585 nucleotides long. The record is from RefSeq and is a predicted model, not a curated record. Lineage: Eukaryota; Fungi; Ascomycota; Sordariomycetes; Hypocreales; Hypocreaceae.